AUGACAACAACAGUAACCGAGACUGUUGAUCCCAGUUUGUGGCCUUCGCAAUGGACAGACGAACAAGAAUCAGCGCUCCUGCAAGCUAUUAUCCGGUGGAAGCCAGUUGGUAUUCAUAAACACUUUCGAAUCAUCGCAAUACGAGACCAUCUCCUGUCACAGAACGUGAUCAAUGGCGAGGACCCUCAUACCACCAUUGCUGGAAUAUGGGCCAAGCUUUCCAUGCUAUACGAUUUGUCCAAGCUCGACGAACGGGAAAAUGCCACCGUCGAUAUUUCCGACGACCCAGAGAACGAGACACUCUACUAUAGAGAUUUCGAACUACCCAGGGAAGAUUUUGAGGAGAUGAUGUGGCAGAAACGCCUUGCGCCCGAUGGGACACAAAGUCCCGAAUGGUCGAGAAGGGAAAGCACGGUCGCCGACACGGAUGAGCCACGGUCGAGUCCUAUCCCGGCAGGCUCGGCUAGAGGAGGACGGAAGACUCGCCGAGGACGGUCUUCUCGAUUACAGAAUGAAGUUGAGACGGACCGAAGUAGUAGGCUAACGAGCAAAGCGAAUAGUAUUGCGGAUGAGGAUCAACCUAUGGACGACGCGGGCGAAGACGAAGAAGACGAGCAAGCCACCGGCGAUGACGAGGAAAGUGAGGAGGAAGAAGAGCAAGAGGAGAAGAAAGGAUCUACGAGAGGCGGUCGAGGCGGAAGGAGAGGUAGAGGCAGAAGAGGACGAAGGGGAAGAUGA
Messenger RNA from Exophiala spinifera, 738 nucleotides. RefSeq lists its product as uncharacterized. The record is from RefSeq and is a predicted model, not a curated record. The transcript has a single exon. Bases 1 to 738 code for a protein of 245 amino acids. Gene Ontology annotation, biological process: regulation of transcription by RNA polymerase II. Gene Ontology annotation, cellular component: nucleus; NuA4 histone acetyltransferase complex. Lineage: Eukaryota; Fungi; Ascomycota; Eurotiomycetes; Chaetothyriales; Herpotrichiellaceae.